This is a messenger RNA of Indicator indicator, 706 nucleotides long. It is a transcript of the gene RAB20, whose product is annotated as RAB20, member RAS oncogene family. Lineage: Eukaryota; Metazoa; Chordata; Aves; Piciformes; Indicatoridae. Gene Ontology annotation, cellular component: endomembrane system. The transcript is spliced from 2 exons. The coding region runs from base 1 to 693 and encodes 230 amino acids. Gene Ontology annotation, molecular function: GTP binding; GTPase activity. Gene Ontology annotation, biological process: intracellular protein transport. The record is from RefSeq and is a predicted model, not a curated record.
AUGAAGAAGCCGGACGGGAAGGUCGUGCUGCUGGGGGACAUGAACGUGGGCAAGACCUCCCUGCUGCACCGCUACAUGGAGAGGCGCUUCCAGGAGACGGUCAGCACCGUCGGCGGCGCCUUCUAUCUGAAGCAGUGGGGUCCCUACAACAUCUCCAUCUGGGACACGGCAGGUCGGGAACAGUUUCAUGGCCUUGGGUCUAUGUACUGCAGAGGAGCAGCUGCUGUGAUCCUCACAUAUGAUGUGAACAGCCUCCAAAGCCUGACAGAGCUGGAAGAAAGAUUCUUGUCACUGACAGACAGUGCGAGUGCUGACUGCAUUUUUGCUAUUGUUGGAAAUAAAGUUGACCUCACCGAUGACUGUGCUUUACCACCGGAUGAAAAUAGACCUGAGAAGUCUGUUGCUAGCUGUGGCUCGAAGGUGCGAAAACAAGUCCGUGCAGAGGAUGCGAUUGCACUCUAUAAAAAGAUACUGAAAUACAAAAUGAUAGACGAGAAGGAUGUUCCAGCAGCUGAGAAAAUGUGCUUUGAGACCAGUGCAAAAACAGGAUACAAGGUGGACUACCUCUUUGAAACCGUGUUUGAGAUGGUAGUCCCGAUAAUCGUGCGGCAGAAAGCGGAGGGGCCCUCGCAAACCGUAGACAUCACAGACUACAAGCCAGCAAAAAGGACAAAAUCUGGAUGUUGUGCCUGAACCAUUUACACGA